Messenger RNA from Sinocyclocheilus rhinocerous, 1835 nucleotides. Its product is annotated as protein disulfide-isomerase A5. Gene Ontology annotation, molecular function: protein disulfide isomerase activity. Gene Ontology annotation, cellular component: endoplasmic reticulum. NCBI's taxonomy places the organism in Eukaryota, Metazoa, Chordata, Actinopteri, Cypriniformes, Cyprinidae. The coding region runs from base 39 to 1625 and encodes 528 amino acids. The transcript is spliced from 17 exons. Gene Ontology annotation, biological process: protein folding. The record is from RefSeq and is a predicted model, not a curated record.
UGGAUUGCGCUUGCGUAGCCAGACGUGGCAGCGGCAUCAUGGCUUCUUGGAACCGAUACGGGAGUCGUAGGAGACUGAUCGAAAUGUUCUUAUUCCUGUCAUUGGUUGCAGUGUCAUCCGCCCUGCAGGCAGCGAAGGUGUCUCCGCUCAUAGAGAAAGUCAGUGAUCACAAGGAUUUCAAGAAACUUCUGAGGACCAGAACUAAUGUGCUUGUCUUGUAUACCAAGUCAGCUUCGUCUGGAGGUGCUCAACUAAAGCUGCUGUCUGAUGUGGCUCAGGCUGUGAAAGGUCAGGGUACCAUCGCCUGGGUAAACUGUGGGGAUUCAGAAGGACGCAAACUCUGUAAAAAAGUCAAGGUAGACCCCAGCUCGAAAACCAAUGGAGUCGAGGUCUUGCAUUAUAAGGAUGGGACCUUCCACACAGAAUACAACAGACCAGCCACAUUUAAGUCCAUGGUGGCUUUCCUGAAAGACCCUGCAGGUGCCCCCCUGUGGGAGGAGAACCCUGAGGCUAAAGAUGUUGUUCACAUUGAGUCAGAGAAGGACUUCCGUAAGCUGCUGAAAAGAGAGGAGCGGCCCAUCCUCAUGAUGUUUUACGCCCCAUGGUGUGGUGUAUGUAAAAGGAUGCAGCCGAUUUUCCAGCAAGCAGCCACUGAGACAAAAGGGAAAUUUGUGUUGGCUGGGAUGAACGUGCACCCGGCGGAGUUUGACGGGCUCAAACAGGAGUUCAGCGUCAAGGGCUACCCAACCUUCUGCUACUUUGAGAAGGGGAAAUUCUUGCAUCACUAUGAGAAUUAUGGAGCCACCUCUAAAGACAUCACUGAUUGGUUGAAAAACCCCCAGCCGCCACAGCCUAAAACUCCAGAGGUGCCCUGGUCUGAGUCCGGCUCGGCGGUCUUCCAUCUGACCGAUGAGUCUUUUGACACAUUUCUGGAGGAGCAUCCUUCAGCCCUGGUCAUGUUCUACGCUCCCUGGUGUGGCCACUGUAAGAAGAUGAAGCCAGAGUAUGACGAAGCUGCUGAGAUCCUCAAUAAAGAGCCAGAUAGCCCAGGUGUAUUGGCAGCAGUGGAUGCCACCAUUCACAAGUCCAUCGGAGAGCGGUUCAAAAUCUCAGGCUUCCCAACAGUGAAGUACUUUGAAAAGGGGGAGGAAAAGUACACACUUCCUCAACUACGGAGCAAAGACAAGAUCAUCGAGUGGCUGCAGAAUCCCCAGGCCCCACCUCCUCCAGAGAAGUCGUGGGAUGAGAUGCCGUCCAGCGUGAGCCACCUGGGAGCCGAAGAUUUCAGGGAAUUUCUGAAAAAGAAAAAACACGCCUUGGUCAUGUUCUAUGCUCCAUGGUGUCCGCACUGCAAGAACGCCGUCCCUCAUUUCACCACAGCAGCUGAGCUGUUCAAAGAAGACCGCAAGAUUGCAUAUGCUGCAGUGGACUGCACAAAGGGACAAAACCAUGAGUUGUGUAAACAGGAGGGAGUUGAGGGCUACCCAACAUUCAACUAUUACAACUAUGGGAAGUUCAGCGAGAAAUACAACGGGGAAAGAGGGGAAGCUGGCUUUACUGGUUUCAUGAGAAAUCUCAGGGGCCGAGACCAAGAGAAAGUGGGCAAGCGGAAGGAGGAGCUCUAAUAGAGUGGGCGUGGUUCCUAUAAAUGGGAGGGGCCUAUCAUUGCACUGUGACUUAGGCAGGGACAUCCCAGCACUGAUGCCACAGACUUGAAACCUCAGCUAAAAAGGCAAUUUUUUUUAUAUAGCUGUGCCCUUAUGUUUGUAAUACCAAUGUACAACUAUCAGACCACUUUUUGUUUUGUUUUCGUUUUAAUUUCCUCAGACAUUUUG